Molecule: messenger RNA, 2296 nt
Organism: Cheilinus undulatus (humphead wrasse)
Lineage: Eukaryota; Metazoa; Chordata; Actinopteri; Labriformes; Labridae
Gene: scamp4
Product: secretory carrier membrane protein 4
Exons: 7
Coding region: 114-815 (233 amino acids)
Biological process (GO): protein transport
Cellular component (GO): trans-Golgi network membrane; recycling endosome membrane
Source: RefSeq, a predicted model, not a curated record
GCCGCAGUGAGCUUCAUGGGGUCGAAAAAGCGCAUCCUGGAUGAUUCCUGGACCCCUGCUGUUGUCGACGGAAACGAGAGAAGAAAAACGUUAUCCCGAAUUUGGAAUUCAAAAUGGCAGAGCGUGCAAAUAACUUCCCCCCACUGCCCAAGUUCAUGAAAAUAAAGCCAUGCUUUUACCAGAACAUUGAAGAGGAGAUCCCUGCACCCCAUCAACAGUUGGUGCGCAGAGUCUACACACUUUGGAUGAUGUACUCAGGUACCCUGUGCAUAAAUGUUAUCUCAUGUAUUGCUUGGUGGGCUGGUGGUGGUAAUGCCACCAACUUUGGCUUCUCUCUUCUGUGGCUCAUCCUCUUCAGCCCGUGCAGUUAUACCUGCUGGUUCAGACCACUCUACAAAGCCUUCAGGGCUGACAGCUCAUUCAACUUCAUGGCCUUCUUCUUCGUCUUCUUCCUUCAAUGUGUCUUGGCCCUUAUCCAGACUAUAGGCAUCUCUGGCUGGGGAACAUGUGGCUGGAUUGCCACAGUGAUGUUUUUCAGCUAUAAUGUGGGCUCGGCUAUAGUGAUGCUUAUCACAGCACUGCUCUUCACUCUGGUGACUGCUUUAAUGGCACUGGUUCUCAUUAAGGUGCACAGACUGUACCGUGGCGGCGGAGGCAGCAUGGCACGAGCUCAGGAAGAGUGGAGCACUGGGAUGUGGAAGAGUGCUCCGGUGAGAGAAGCAGGGUUCAAUGCCGUUUCCCAGGCAGCCCAGGGCCCGAGCUUGCCUCAGUACCCCGCCGCAGUGCCAAGCUAUCCUGACAACAGUCAGUGGUGAUAGCUGAGAGUCGCCUCUAGGUGGAGACAGAUACUCAGCAAUUAUUUUGUGAUGAAAAGUUCCAUGUCAUUUCAAUCUUUAAAAAGAAAAAAUACAUAAAUGUAUUUUAUAUUACAGGAUGUCUGUAAAAAGUCUUAUCAAACUGCUUUGACACUAAUGCCCUGCUCUUGUAGUGGAGGAUUAUCUUUAAGAUAUAUCAUUCCAUUCCAUCUUUGUUUACAUGUAGUGUACCAAAAUGAAAGAGAGAACUACCACUUUUGUUAAAUGAAUUUACUUAGUCUUACAAGAUGGAAAUAGCAACUUAAGUAACGAAACAAACCGGAGUUGAUAGCAAAUGAAUGACAUGUGCCUUAUGGAUCUUUAUGAUUGCAUUGUUUUAUGUGUUAAUCAGAUCUGCAUGCAAAAUUGUAGCAUGCUUAGAUUGUUUCUAUUGCAGCUGCACAAAUUUUACUUUGUGGAUUUCCUUGUUUUCAGACUUUUUUGUUUUGAGAUUAUGUAUUCCGGUAGGAAUUUACUUAAUUUUGAUAUGCUGUGCCUUUUAGCUCCGUGCUUGCCUGCUUUGGCUGUGCUUUACUGAAAUGCACCACAAUAUGCAUGCAUACUUUGCCUGUAAUGAAACAACUUGCUUGACUAUCACCUACACAAGUGCCACUUUUUUUUAAACUGGACUCGUGCUUCAGUGAAGCAGUGUGUGAGCGUAUUUUAAAAGAUGUCGGUGUAUUACCCUCCUCUGUAAUCAGAGACCUAUCACUGAGCACCAAUGUGUCAAAAAAUUGCUUUUCCUAUUUCCUAUUAUUAUACUGGGAAAAGAAAACACCCAAAGUAGAUGUUUUGUUUGUUCUGUGUCAGUAUUUCUCGGUUCUUGUAAUUCCAGAGCUGCACUGUUUGCUUUUGGUGGUCAGCGCCUUGCUGUGAAAGCACCUUAUCAGCUGCUGUCAAUGUUCCAGCCAUUUUCACUUUCACCCAGAUAGAUGAUACUUUGUGUUUGGUGUCUGGGGUGCACUUGCAUGCAGCCUAUCAUGGGAGUGGGACGAAGCAGAUUCUCUAACUUCAAAUAAACUGACCUCAUGUAGCCAAUACUAACAGACACAGACUACACAACAGGCGGAUAGAUAAAGAAGUGAAAAUGCAUUAACAGUGAAGUGAGAGCCUACAAGUAAAGUCUGUUUCAAUGCAGACUGAUUUUCCAAGUAUAGACAGAAGAAACUGACAUGCCAAUAAACCUCACUUCAGAAUCAGAUUAACCAUGCAGGUUAUGUAACAGCUCAGCUUCUAAGUGAGACCUUUAUGAAGAAUAGACAGACUGGAAUAAAAAGGUGUCUGACUACUCCACAGUUUAAAAAUACAUAUUUUUUCUUUUGUUACAAAAGCAAACUGCCAAGAUUAUUAUUUGAACCAUGUUAUUAGAUAAGUGAUGAAAUGUAUGGACAUAAAAAUAGCCUUUAAAUACUGCAACAUUUCAAUAAAUAUUCUUAUUCUCA